GCCGCCCAAUCAGAGCAUUCCGUGCACAUUCGCUGCGUUUUCUGUGUGAACAUUUUUUGUUUGUCGUGUGAAUAUUCUGUCGUGAAAGAGGCCGGUGUAAUAUUCCUGCAGAAUUGCACCUUUCCAAAUAAAACUGAGGUAAAAUAGUCUGAAAUACUAAGUGGCCUUUCGGUUUCCUGUGCAGCUGAGACGCGAGAAAGUAGGCGAGCGACUGGGGAGAGAAAAUGCGUCGAGCCACGAUUGCCCUCUUAUUGCUGGGGCUACUCCUGGUAUCUGGACACACCACUGAUGAUGCCUUCGAUGACGAAGAAGCUACAGUCUCUACGGAGGAGGAAGAUAGUCCAGUUGUUGAGGAAGAAGACAGUAUUCAGUAUGAAUCUCCAAGAGUGAUUCCGGGAAAGUUCUACUUUGCGGAACACUUUGAUGAUCGUGAUGCAUUUGGCAAGAAAUGGGUAAAGUCACAGGCAAAGAAGGACAAUACAGCUGAUGAGAUUGCAAAGUAUGAUGGUGUUUGGGAAGUUGAAGCACCACAGCGUCCAAUUCUCAAGCAAGAUUUGGGCUUGGUGCUGAAAUCAAAGGCCAAACAUGCGGCAAUUGCGUCGCGUCUCACUAAACCCUUUGUGUUCACGGACAAACCUCUGGUUGUUCAGUAUGAAGUCACACUGCAGGAAGGACAGGAGUGUGGCGGUGCCUAUAUUAAACUUCUCUCAGCCGGAAAGGAGACCACGGAUCUCUCGCAGUUUCAAGACAAAACGCCCUAUACAAUUAUGUUUGGCCCGGACAAGUGUGGAAAUGACAUAAAGCUCCACUUCAUAUUCCGACACGUUAAUCCACUUAAUGGUACCAUCACUGAGAAACACUGCCGCAAGUCAAAGGAUCGCAUUGAAGAGCCAUUUAGAGAUAAGCAACCUCAUUUGUAUCAAUUGAUUGUACGUCCUGAUAAUACCUUUGAAAUCCGUGUGGAUCAUGCAAUUGUCAAUGAGGGAUCUCUAUUGACGGACUUUGCUCCUCCUGUCAAUCCACCACGCGAAAUUGAUGAUCCCACUGAUAUUAAACCAACUGAUUGGGAUGAACGUGAAAAAAUCCCAGAUCCAGAUACUAAAAAGCCUGAUGAUUGGGAUGAAGAUGCUCCUCCACAGAUUCCAGAUGCCAGUGCAUCGAAGCCCGAAGGAUGGUUAGAUGAUGAGGAUGAGAUGAUUUCGGAUCCAAAUGCUGUCAAGCCGGAUGAUUGGGAUACUGAUAUGGAUGGAGAGUGGGAGGCACCCUUGGUGCCAAAUCCAAUUUGCGAAAAGGCAGUAGGCUGUGGAGUGUGGAAGGCACCAUUGAUUCCAAAUCCCAAUUACAAAGGAAAAUGGCGUGCACCGUUGAUUGACAAUCCUAAUUAUCAGGGAAAAUGGGCACCGAAAAAAAUAGCAAAUCCUGAUUUCUUUGAGGAUCUCAAUCCAUUCAGGAUGACUACAAUAGCGGCUGUUGGCAUUGAACUAUGGUCAAUGUCCAGUGAUAUCCUCUUUGACAAUAUUAUCAUCACAGAUGAUGCAGUGGCAGCUGAUCAGUGGGCAGCUCAGUCAUAUGAUCUGAAAAGGAAACAAAUUGACCGGGAGGCGGAGACACUCGUAACUAGGCUAGUGAAUUACACAAAUGAAAAUCCAUGGAUGUGGGGUGUUUACGUGGUUGUAGUAGGACUUCCACUAUCAAUAGCCAUCUUCUUCCUCUGUAGCUCCAGCAAGGAUAAAUCAAUACCAGAUGCGACAAAGUACAAGAAAACGGAUGAGCCAGUGCCAGAUGAUUUAAUUGGUGAUGGUCCACAAGUUAGAAAUAAGUCGGAUUUGGAUGAACCGACACCACUUAAUACUCAAGAGAGUAGGACACAUGGUAAGGGCGAUAAUAAUGGUGCAGACGAUGGGGUUAAUAAUUCUCCAAGGGGCGGUGGUGGGGAGGGGGAAGAUGAUGAGGAUGAUGAGGAAUAUGCCACAAGGGAUGACGAUGAUGAUGGUGAGGAGGGUGCUGAGGAUGAGGAGGAUGAUGGUGAAAUUAUAAAUGCCAAAGAGUCACGAGGCACUGAAAGUGAGGAUGAGACGGAACAUAAUGUCCAGACGAGGACAGAAACUGUGACAGCAUCAGUGGCAGCAACAGAGGGGACCAGAAAACGAAAACCUCGAAGAGAAUAAAAUCCCCUAUUGAGGGAUUUUUAAUUGAAAAAAAAAAAAAGAAUUUUCUAUUAUUCAAAGAGAAAAAGCAAGAAGAGGAGAAGGAGGGCAAUUCGUGUUAAGGGGGGAGCUGGAUAAAAUAAAUGCAUAUUUCUUCUUGGGUAUUAUAGACAGCAAAAGAAUAAGGAAAAAAAACAUCCAUAGAGAAUUGAUGAAAGAGAAUUUAAAAGAAAAAAGAAAAAAAAACGAAAGAGUGAGGGAUGUUGAAUAGAAUCGAUUUCACUUUGAUUAGAGGUUUACCAAAAUUCUUUUAAUUUAUUUUGCCACUCGCAAACAAAUUGAUGAUUGAAAAGGGACAGAGAAGAGAGGAAAUUAAAUUAUUUGAUACAAAAGAGAGAAACACUUAGUAGAAAGAAAAAAAAACAGAGAGAGUAUAAAAAAGGCAUGCAGGAAAGCGAUUAAAUAGGAAAAAGUACGUUGCAAAUAAUGAGAGAUAUUUUUUGAGAGAAAUGAAAAAAAGGAGCUCUUUCUAGUCUAAUAGAAACUUUCAAGCAUUUCCUAUUUUUUUCUGUAUGGAAAGAUUUUUUUUUGUUCAUUCUUGGAACAUUCAAUUCAUGAACGAAAAGAAAACGAAGCGGAAAAUACGAAAAAAAAGUAAGAAGAAAAGCAAAAAAAAAUAAGAAGGGAAACAUUCGUGGGAAAACCUCUAUUGAAAUCGUUUAAGCAUUUAAAGAUAUUUUUAUUGAAAGCGAGUGUGGCGCAUUUAAAUGAAAUUUUCAAUAUUUAUUGUAGUUUCUUUCAUAGUUGUGUAAUAGUAUUUUUUUCAGUUUUCCCUUGCUCUCCUCCUGGGGCUUUUGGCAUUUUUUUUCCGUUAACAAUAACAUCUUGCAAUGGAGAGAGCAAUAAAAAUUGAGUAUUUUUCCACACGUAAAAAUUGCAAAUUUCAUUUAACUACAUCACGAAGUAAUAUUUGUAUUCUUAUGAAAUAGGAUAUACAAAAAUAGUAAAAUUGAGGAAGAGGAAGUAAUGAAAUAAAAAAAACUUAGAGACGAACAAUAAUAGAGAAAGCAGUGGACGUUUAAAUGAAAGAGAAAAAAUAAAACAUUUCAAACACUAUCAGAAAGAUAAUUUAUUUUAAAAUUCAAGUUUUUGCUAUUGAAUAAAUGUUUGAGUUGGAAAAGAAUCAAUAACGGACUUUAAUUUAUGUAAGAAAAAACUACGAUUAAGACAAAGCGACUUUACAAAGGUUCCAGAGGAAAAAAUUAUAUAAAAAAAACGGAACAAAUGUCAUAGAUGAGCAAAAUUAAUCUUGUUUUGCUUAACAGAAAAAAAAUAUGUUUUUGUAAUAUUCGUUUCAAUAAAAAAAAAUAUUACAAAAGAUUACACUGCUGAGACUGCUGCAGUUUUUAUUUAUGUAAAGAUGAAGUGAAAAAGAAACAGAAAAUUUGCUGUAAUUGUAUGAAUUUUACAAUAAACUUGUGUUUCUCAUUUAACCAAAA
Phlebotomus papatasi is the source of this 3646-nucleotide messenger RNA. RefSeq names its product calnexin-like. Gene Ontology annotation, biological process: protein folding. The transcript has 7 exons. Gene Ontology annotation, molecular function: calcium ion binding. Bases 225 to 2168 code for a protein of 647 amino acids. Gene Ontology annotation, cellular component: endoplasmic reticulum membrane; endoplasmic reticulum. NCBI's taxonomy places the organism in Eukaryota, Metazoa, Arthropoda, Insecta, Diptera, Psychodidae. The record is from RefSeq and is a predicted model, not a curated record.